Molecule: messenger RNA, 1776 nt
Organism: Exophiala viscosa
Lineage: Eukaryota; Fungi; Ascomycota; Eurotiomycetes; Chaetothyriales; Herpotrichiellaceae
Product: histone acetyltransferase
Exons: 2
Coding region: 268-1569 (433 amino acids)
Biological process (GO): chromatin remodeling; positive regulation of transcription by RNA polymerase II
Cellular component (GO): histone acetyltransferase complex
Molecular function (GO): protein binding; histone H3 acetyltransferase activity
Source: RefSeq, a predicted model, not a curated record
GUGAACGAUAUAUCAAUACUAUAGCGACGUUCGGCACGGCACAGCGGCGUGAAAUGACCUCCAAGCCGUGACUAUGGCCCCUAUAACUGUUGAAAGUGAGUCCACAGUCCUUGGGUACGGUACAACAUCGCGACUAACCGCCUUGUUAGAUGUGAAAAGGAAAGCGUCUGAGGACGCACCCUCCUCUCGCUCGAAGAAGGCCCGUACAGAGUCUCCCAGCCUCGAAGAUGGCGAUGUUACGAAACAGGAAGAGGUAAUUCCCAUUCCAUGCCUUCAUACCCUAUUCUGGGGCGGUUUCCGCCCGAUGAUCAUCUGUACCACGUCCCAAGCAACAUCUCUUCUGAUUCGGAUUCUACGAUAUGUUUUGCAUGUCUGGAACAAGAGUUAGCAUACUGUCGUUGCUUGUCGUUGCUUGAAAGGCUCUGCUCUGGGGAACCCGACACUAAUCCAGCCUCUACGCAGUCCGACUCGGAUCACGCUGAUCCUCCCAUCACCCCCACCCCUGUCGACUUUCCCGAUAAACCUGCCGUGAUCGAAGAGAAGGAGGGGGUGAUCGAGUUCAGAGUGGUCAACAAUGAUAAUUCACGAGAACACAACAUCAUCUUGACCGGGCUGAAAGGUAUAUUCCAAAAACAACUACCUAAGAUGCCGAAGGACUACAUUGCCCGUUUGGUUUACGACAAGACACAUCUGUCGAUUGCUAUAAUAAAGCAACCACUUGAGGUCGUGGGUGGCAUCACAUACAGGCCGUUCAACUCUCGUAGAUUCGCUGAGAUAGUGUUCUGCGCAAUCUCGUCGGACCAACAGGUCAAAGGCUACGGAGCACACCUGAUGGCGCAUUUGAAAGAUUAUGUCAAGGCUACAUCUCCUAUCAUGUACUUUUUGACUUAUGCCGACAACUACGCCAUUGGAUAUUUCAAGAAACAAGGCUUCACCAAGGACAUCACCCUGGAGAAGUCAAUAUGGAUGGGGUACAUCAAAGAUUACGAGGGAGGCACGAUCAUGCAAUGCAGUAUGCUACCAAAGAUACGAUACCUCCAGGUUCCACGCAUGCUUCAGAAACAGAAAGAGGCGGUCAUGGCCAAGAUCCGAGCAGUGAGCAAGUCUCACAUUGUUCAUGCUCCCCCAGCACAGUGGAAGAAUGGCAUCUGCGAGAUCGACCCAAUGUUGAUUUCAGCGAUCAAGGCGUCGGGCUGGUCUCCUUCCAUGGACGAACUUUCGCGGCAACCACGACAUGGCCCCAAUUACAAUCAGCUUCUUCACUUGCUUAAUGACAUGCAGAAUCACACAUCUGCAUGGCCCUUUGCCCAGCCUGUCAAUAAGGAUGAGGUGCCGGACUACUAUGAAGUGAUCAAGGAGCCGAUGGAUCUGUCGACUAUGGAAGAACGAUUGCAGAAUGAUCUCUAUCCAAGACCCGAAGAUUUCAUCAAAGAAGCCAAACUCAUUUUCGACAACUGCCGGCGUUACAACAAUGAAACCACGCCUUAUGCUAAGAGUGCCAACAAGCUCGAGAAGUUCAUGUGGCAGCAGAUCAAAAACAUCCCGGAGUGGUCGCACCUGGCUGAGUAGAACCCAGAACGGUUGAAGUAAAUCUUGCAUUAGCAUUGGAGCGUGGGAGGGACUGGAACUGGCGUUGGAAUGGAUGAAGUCCAUAUCAAUGGCAGGGUGGCUGGCUGAGUUUUGUAUUACAUGAUACCCCAAAGGCAUGACCUAGCUUUUAUGAACAUAACGAUGAAGACAUCAAUGAAGAACGUAGAUCUUAUUGGAUUUCAAACG